CAGCACUUUCUGCUGCAAGCCGGCAACACCCCGACUUCAAGUUUGCCGGUUUGCUGGGCGUUCACAGGAUCGGUACGCGAACGCCCAAGGCACUGAGCUUACCAGACACGCUCAGCUACCUUUCGCACCCAACUGGCGUCUGAUCUUAGCUUCUCAUACCCAUGUGUCCAGUUUCCUCCGAGUCGCCGGCUGAGAAGACCCUCCUGUGGCCGCUCCGAGACCGACGACUUCAGCGAACCCACUUGCCUACAUGUACGAGAUGGAGUCCAGCAAGCGCCGUUGGAGAUCACUAUUGCCGGCCACACGGCCACCCAUGCUUCGGCGAACGGACUCCAGCUCAUCCGAUGCCUCGCAUGAUUCGCGCCGGUCACUUGGCUCGCACGAGUCCGAAGACCAGUUCGCCUUCUCCCCUGUCCAUACACCGGCGAAGGAGAAUCCCCCGCCGUCCCGAGCUGCGGUUCCGCGCUACGUGACAGAUCCUUCGGCUGGCAGGCACGGCCUCCUCCUGGGGAAGGCAGUUCACACCCACCCCCCGAACUCGGAGAAUAAUUCGACAGCUACGAACGACGAGCUACUCAGCCCGAAUAGCAAGAGCAGGCCAAUAGCCAUCGAUCUGCCCGGACCCGGAAGUGCUUACCCAACCGCUCCAACCUCUUCCAAUCCCACGGAGCCGCUGUCAGCGAGAGGCGACAUCGCGGGAGGAUACUUCCCUCUUCACGAAGACCCCGAGUCCCGCGUUCGCGUCCCCCACCCCUUCCAUCACGACGCCGACAAGGCCCGGCAAAGCUCUCUGCAACAGGCUGCCGAGUCCAGCAAAUGCGGCACGGAUUCUCGCCCGAUGCGGUCGUCGGACGCUUCCAGGCCUCCGUUCGUUCCGUUGAUCCGCUCAACCAGCCCGUCCGCAUCUCCGCAUACCCCCGUCUCGUCCUACAUGCCCAGCGGCGCCCACCAGGAUGUGGUCCUACCCUUGGGCAAGUACUACCCCACCAACUGGGAGAAGCGGCACGGAAAAGACCCCCGACACCGACCGUCGACGUUGGUAGCACACCCCACUGCUCCAGUCAGAUCUGAGCCUCAAGUCCCGAAGUAUCACGACGAUCUCGGAUCUGCCCGGCCCGGCUCCGACGUCAAGCGCCGUUUGCAGCAGUACCAGAGAGACAUGGUAGCGCAAGCCGCCAUGGCCGCCAGUGCCGUGCUCGCCAACAGCGCAUCCACGACAAGCUCCGCGGGGUCCCCCUCCCCUGGCGGACUCACCUUGCCGGCCGCCAACCUCGCCGCGGCCUUUCUCAAGACGCACAAACCGCUCUCGCCGAGGUUACGGCCUGUCGGGAGCCCCGGCGGGCCAGUCACGCCGAUGUCGUUGGAAGGGGAAUGCUACCUGACUCUCCGCUUACCAGCCGCCGGCUCGGAUGCCGCAUCGUCCACCGCCGAGGCCGGAGAUGCGAUGGCCGCCCCGAGUAAAGAAACGUAUCAUCGCCGGCGGGACUCUCGCUCUUCGCCUGUCGAGUUGGGCACCGUAUCCGUUUGAGUGGCCUUUCUCGCCGAUGCUUUCUCAUUGUUAUCGUUGCAUUAGGAGGACACAGGACGUGUU
Thermothielavioides terrestris NRRL 8126 is the source of this 1591-nucleotide messenger RNA. RefSeq lists its product as uncharacterized. Lineage: Eukaryota; Fungi; Ascomycota; Sordariomycetes; Sordariales; Chaetomiaceae. The coding region runs from base 251 to 1528 and encodes 425 amino acids. The transcript is spliced from 3 exons. The record is from RefSeq and is a predicted model, not a curated record.